Molecule: messenger RNA, 1071 nt
Organism: Guillardia theta CCMP2712
Lineage: Eukaryota; Cryptophyceae; Pyrenomonadales; Geminigeraceae
Exons: 12
Coding region: 1-1071 (356 amino acids)
Molecular function (GO): protein binding
Source: RefSeq, a predicted model, not a curated record
AUGCAUCAGCAGGAGACAGGCAUUCCCCUCAAGGGACAGAAGCUCAUCUACAAAGGAGAAGUCCUACAGACAGGAAGUGUGGAAACUUGCGGGAUCUCCGAUGACGAUUUCCUCGUCGUCGUCGUUGCAAGGUCACCCGAUGAAGUCAGUGAAGUGAAGGAGGUGGACAAGAAGAAGUCAAGCUACAACUCAGAGCAGGAGAAAGCUGAAGCCACAAGAGCAAGGGAGAAGGCUCUAGCGUCAGUGCGGAACGACAGCAAUCAAGCAGGAAACUUCCCUGUGCAGUUGACCGAACUCAUCCAAGCGCUCGCCACCUUCUCGGUCGCGGGUCAACAGUUCCAGGUGCAAGUGGACCCGCGCUACGAGGAGGAGUCCAGAGACAGGGAAGAAGUUCGUCAGGAGGAGGAGGAGGAGGAGGAGGAGGAGGAGGAGGGAGACGGCGAGGACGAGCACGACCUUGACGGUGAAAAUUGCGAGGAGGAUGAGGAAGAGGAGGACGAGGAAGAAGAAGACGAGGAGGAUGGCGAGGGCAUGCUGUUUGAGGACAACGAGUCGCUGCAGCAGCUGCUCGACAUGGGCGUCGAUGAGCCGAUGAGCGAGGAUGAGCUGCGAUCUCUUGCUCGCUCGCGACGUGAACAGGAGGUGAACGGCCCUACCAACGAGGAGGCCGUGACUAGGCUACGAGAGAUGGGCUUCUCCGAGGAAGACGUCACGCACGCGCUGCGAGCAUGCGACAACAACUUCGAAGCCGCCAUGGCAUGGUUGCUCGGGGAUCGAGAGGGAGGAGGAAUGGAGGAGGAGGAAGAGGACGAGGAAGAGGACGAGGAGGAACAAGAGGAGGAGGAGGGCGGUAUCGACAUGAGGGGAUCGAACUUGAAUCCUGCCUUCCUGGACUCGACAGAGAUGCGACAAAUCCUGUCGAACCCAAGAGUAGUAAUGCAGCUCCAAGAGAUGCUGUCUGACCCUGAGAGCAUGAGAAAUCAUCUCAACAACCCUGAGAUGCUUCAGAUCUUACAAGCCUUCAACAACCACAACUUGCAGUAUCGACCUGAUGACAACGAACCAGCCUAA